ACAAAGUGUCCUGUCUUUCCAUGGAUCAUCAAUAUUAUUGGCGGGGCAGCCACCGAAACAAAUAAGAAAAAUCAAUGGCGGUCUCAAAUAUCUCUUCUGUUUCUCUGCCGACCCGUAUGAUUCCUGCAACUAAUACUCAAUUCGGGGAAUUUCGCAGUUCCAGAUUUAGCUCGGCAAAGGCACCUACGCUGUUCAAAAGAUAUAGAUUGAUCACAUGUAUUUCUGAAUCUUCAGAGAAAAAUGUUAACAUGACAAUGUUACUGGAAAAAGAUGAUGUUGCCAAAUCACAAGCAGGAUACCCUUUUCCCAAGGCUGGGGGAAGGGUCCCAAACUUGUCAUCAGAAGACUCAAAAGUUUCUACAAAUGGAAAUCGUAUUCUUAAGUCAGAUAUUGAACUGCCAGACUACGAUCUGGAUAUCAAUCGCUGGCUAAGGUCAUCACGAGUCCAGUGGUACCCAGGUCAUAUUGCGAAAGCAGAGAGAGAACUAAAGCAACAGCUAAAGUUGAUGGAUGUUGUCAUAGAAGUACGUGAUGCAAGGAUACCUAUGGCAACUGGACAUCCAGAGAUGGACUUAUGGAUUGGUGAUAAGAAGAAAAUUUUAGUUUUAAAUAAAGUAGACAUGAUCUCAACCGCAGACAAGAAUAAAUGGGCUACAUAUUUCUCUAAACAGGGGAUGACAGUAGUCCUUGCAAAUGGUCAGCUUGGAAUGGGGACAUUGAAGUUGGCAAGAGUUGCAAAAUCAUUAGCUAACAAUUUUAAUGCCAAGAGGAGGGCUAAAGGACUUCUUCCUCGUGCGACUCGAGCGGGAGUGGUUGGGUAUCCAAAUGUAGGAAAAUCAUCAUUGAUUAACCGCCUGCUUAAGCGAAAGAUCUGUGUAACAGCAUCCAGACCAGGUGUUACCCGGGAAUUGAAGUGGGUUCGAAUUGGUCAAGACCUAGAUCUAUUAGAUUCCCCUGGUAUACUGCCGAUGCGUUUUAAUGAUCAGGCUCCUGCAAUCAAAUUGGCAAUUUGUGAUGAUAUAGGAGAAAGAUCAUAUGCUGUUACUGGUGUAGCUGCAAUUCUCGUAGAGAUUCUGAAGCAGCAUCCAGAUGCAGGAGCAGGAGUUCUUCAAAAUCGCUAUAAGAUAAAUGCAGAUUGUUGCUCGGGAGAAAUAUUUGUAAAGGCAUUGGCACAACGUUUGUUCAAUGGAGAUGUGACUCAAGCUGCCUUCCGUAUCUUAUAUGACUUUCGGAAAGGGAAAUUCGGUUGGAUAGCUCUUGAGAGGCCUCCGUCAAAUACCAUGUAAAGCCCUAACAUAAUAGAGGGUUCAAUAUUUUUUUGGGCUCCAAUGGUUGCAAUAGUGUUUGAAAAGUUGAUUACAUCCACGUUGACGUAUAAACCCCCCUUCUGUGGUUGAGUGAGCAUACAAGACCUGAAAGCUGAUGCAUCUUGAUAUUAGCAAAAUGCUAUACAAAAAGUUUUAGAUAUAUGUGUAUGACAAUAGAAAAGCUGAUAUUAGAAGCAAAGCCAACGUGACCACAUCAAUCAACUAAAUGUAUAAAUGUAAAGUUCUGUCACUAUGGUCUAGUGUAAUGUGCUGCCCUUGCAUCUGGCAGUGACACAAGUCCAAAACUUGUCCGGAAUGCCCAUUGAGUUUUAGUGCCACAAAGUUCACAUUUGUAAACCUACCGUUUGUUUGAAACUC
Messenger RNA from Cryptomeria japonica (Japanese cedar), 1685 nucleotides. Its product is annotated as DAR GTPase 3, chloroplastic. Bases 75 to 1286 code for a protein of 403 amino acids. Gene Ontology annotation, molecular function: GTPase activity; GTP binding. Gene Ontology annotation, cellular component: mitochondrion. Lineage: Eukaryota; Viridiplantae; Streptophyta; Pinopsida; Cupressales; Cupressaceae. The transcript has 11 exons. The record is from RefSeq and is a predicted model, not a curated record.